AUGGAGCCACCCAAACUGAAACUAAACAGCACGCCGGUUGAUAAACAACGCCUAGCGAAGACCCUCAAUCUCGAUAAUGACAUGAGGAUACUACUGUACGCUCUGAUUGACCCAGGAAACCCGGACUCGGAGUCCUGCAACCUGGAGCUGAAGAGUGCAACGCAAGGGACGCUACUCCACUGUAUAACCAGAGCCACCGUGACCCACCCUGAACAGAUUGAGGUCUACAUGAAACUGUUCGACGAGAUCGAAUCCCGCUGUGUGGCGUGGUGGUGCAGGAAACAGUCGAUAGACGUCCCCGAGGACGACCGUGACAGCUACAGAAUCUACAAAUGUAAGGCAAUGGAGUACCUCACCAUGACGGUGAAGGUCAGCGAACAGGACGAGAUGUCAGUCUGGGACCUGGCCUUUGACCUUGUCUCUGUGGAAGUUCUUCAGAAGCUUCUCAAGAUGACCGGGGUGACGUAUGUCAAGGAUUCUAGUGGUAGGUGUCGUUAUCAGAUCUCCACCAUCUGCCCCAAGUUUCUCCACAAAGGGCAAACUGGGUUCUUGCAUAGCGUUUUUGGAAUUCCGCAUAAAGAUGAUUCUAGGUUUGAACGUUUGCUUAAUAAAUCCAAGGAAGUGAAAAGAGUGGCUGAAGUUCUUGAAAUGCAACCAUUCAAAGAGAUAGCAAAUAUUUACAUAUCAAUUUCCACAAAGAUCCACUUAUUCAUAGCCUUUCUGCAUAUACUGUACAUGGCGCUGUUUAGUUAUGGGUGUUGGGACGUCAUGGAAUCCAUGAUGCAGAGGAAUACAACAACUCCACAGACAGCAACUGAAGUGUUUGUGGUCGGUGUCACUGAGCCGGUGUGUUUGACUAUAUACGUGGCCAGCCACGUUGUCAAGUCUGUGAUCACACGGUCAGAAGAAGAUCGAGACAGCGGCUACUACGUGAGGGUCUUCUUCAGGAUAAACAACCUCAUCUUCUACAUCAUCCUGCUUAGUCUCAGCAUCACCAGCCUCAGCCCCCGGACCAACACCAACAACUACUUCGACAGAAACAUCCUCAUCUCCGUCACCCUCCUCUACGGCUGGCUCAUGACCUUCACCUUGGUCAAGGGCAUCAAAUCUGCACACUUUUUCUUCAGGGCCACGUUAAGAAUCAUCUACACCGACGUGAGGAAACUGAUCCUCGUGUAUGUCAUCAUCCUUAUGGGGUUUUCCAUGGCGAUGCACAUCCUCUUCAUGGGCUCCCCGAUAAUCACCAGCAUCUACAGGAACCCUUUCUUUACCAUCUUCAUGAUGUUUAACACCAUGCUGGGGGUGGUUGAGAUGUUCACUGACGAUAUAGAACACGGUCUGAAUGAGAACCUGGUGUUGAGUGUGUUCUGUAGAAUCGUGUACAUCGUCUACAUCGUCCUGUCCUCCAUCAUCCUCAUCAACCUCCUCAUCGCGAUGAUGAACACGUCGUACUCCCAGAUGAGGCAGCACCACUCAAACCUGUGGAAACUUGAAGCUGUGAAGUUUGGAAUCAAGACGGAAAGGAUUCUGAGGAACCUGACCCCUCGCUGGGGAACCACGGUGGUCAAGUACGGGAACAUGUUCCCCAAAUCUCUGGAACAGAAGUACGUGUGGUACAUUGAGCUACCGGUUGAGGACGCACGGUACGGCAAAAGAGCGGGGGACUCCCCAAGUCUCGAGUCCACGCUAGAAAGCCUGGAUGUACGAGGAGCGAAGUUCGCCACUCAGCUAGCAGAGAUGAGGAAUUCACUCGAUAACAUCAAGGGACAAAUGGACAGUAUUCACAAACAAUUGUUAACCAUGGAGACAAAACAUUCUGACUGGGUGUAAGUCUCAGUUUUCAUUUCUAAGCUCCAGGGUUUCUACAAGCAUAGGUGCAUAGCAAGUGUGAAGGUGAGUGAUAUUUUAGCAAUAUUCCAGCAAUAUCACGAUGGGGGACACCAGAAACGGGCUUCACAUAUUGUAUCAAUGUCGGGAAUCGAACUCGGGUCUUCGACGUGAUGAGCAAACGCUUAAACCACUAGGCUACCCGACCACCCCACAAGUGUCAAGGGAUUGUUAGCGACAGUUUUAUUCCUGAACUGAACAUUUGAACUCUGAACAUAUAUAUUCUGGAGACAAACUGCAUCUAAUAGCGCAGUUAUGGCGGCGUAGUUACUAUGGCUACAAAACCUGCAUGGGAUGUCAUUUGAUAUAUGUAGUUACCAUGGUAACAUACGGCUGCAUGUCCAGGCCUAAUGAUGGAACGUGAUGUGACACGGUAACCAUGAUUACUCAAGAAUAAAGGUCCAUGUGUAAUGAAGGAAAAUGUGUUUUUCAGCAGAUCCUGCACCACCCAACACGUUAAUGUGUGACGUGACUUGUCCGAGAGUGACGGUUGGUUUCAGCUGUAUGGAUCGGUAAGGACGUGACCCGGGGGUUGUCACGGAGAUACGGGGUCACCAACACUUUUCACAUGAAGCUUCCUGUAACCUGCUCAUCAGUGGUUUUGAGGGACAGUUGUUCCCUGGUCAUAAGAUGUGUCCCAGGGUGACAUCCAAGCAUAGGAUUUUUAAGAGAGAGAAUUUAUGGAUAUGAACUUACACAUCAUUUCGGAGUAUAGACUUACUCCUUCGUCAUGUGAAUGAUUCAUCUAGUACAGGAGGAGAGCUGUGUAAACAAGUGUUGUUCAACACCUACUACAUGAAAGGUCUGAACAUACAGUUUGGUCCAGGAGAUCCUCCUGAACAUUUCUAGGUACUGUGUUAUCCCAAAGUAUAGGUUGGUAAAAAACCAGAGGCAGGCGAAGCCAGGUACCUAUUGUAAAAACUAGGUUAAUUUUAUAAACAUAUCUGCAUGGUGGGAUAGAAGCAAUGUUUCUAAUAACUGUUACAUGAGCCAUAAACUUUUGAACAUGACACAGACUUACUUCAGUGACCAACACAGAUUUCUAGUUGUAGAAUGCUUUCUAAAUAAGCCAAUGGUGAUAUACCAUGCAAGGAUUUAUUCAAAAUCGUUUGAUACUAUGAUAACCCUAUCCUGUGUUGUGGGGCUGUGGUUUGGGGAACCACGUACUGUGAAAUAAUUGAAGAUGUUCAAAAUGUGUAAAUAAUUUCUGAAAGUUUCCGAAAACAUUUGUGCUAUGAUGGCCCUUGGCGAAUGUGGUAGAGCACCCCUGCAGUUUACCUUUAUGACAAGAGCUGUAAAGUACUGGUCCAGGCAUUUACAUCUCAGCCCAGAUAGACUACCCUACCAGUUCUACAAGAUGUUAACUGCGUUGGACGAUACUGGGAGUACCACUUGGGCCACCCAUAUUAAGAACAUUUUAAGAACAUUUUAUUUAUAUUUAGAUUUGGUUUUACAUGGAUAUCCCAGGAUAUAAGCAAUGAAGAUAUGAGACUCUGACGAUUAACAGCAGACCUGGUGCGGUUAAGUCAACAACCUUUCAAACUCAUGCUCUUAUAUUUUUUUAAUUUGAAGUUUACACGAUAUAUGGCUUUCCAUUGGACGAUAGGUCGGUCAUAUGGCCGCAAAACUGACGUUCCUAAGUGUAUGAACGACACAAUUUGACAUUUAUACGUUUUUCACGAGAUCGUGUUCUUGAAAUGACGUAAACA
Molecule: messenger RNA, 3596 nt
Organism: Haliotis rufescens (red abalone)
Lineage: Eukaryota; Metazoa; Mollusca; Gastropoda; Lepetellida; Haliotidae
Product: transient receptor potential cation channel subfamily V member 5-like
Exons: 1
Coding region: 1-1830 (609 amino acids)
Biological process (GO): calcium ion import across plasma membrane
Cellular component (GO): membrane
Molecular function (GO): monoatomic ion channel activity
Source: RefSeq, a predicted model, not a curated record